This is a messenger RNA of Morchella sextelata, 1785 nucleotides long. RefSeq lists its product as uncharacterized. The record is from RefSeq and is a predicted model, not a curated record. Lineage: Eukaryota; Fungi; Ascomycota; Pezizomycetes; Pezizales; Morchellaceae. Gene Ontology annotation, molecular function: 1-alkyl-2-acetylglycerophosphocholine esterase activity. The coding region runs from base 1 to 1785 and encodes 594 amino acids. The transcript is spliced from 2 exons.
AUGUCGCUCUUCUCACUCCUCAACCCAGCAAACAUCAUCCCCCGCUUCCCGCCGUAUCCCGGCCCCUACGCCGUCGGCUCCUUCGAGGUCGAGAUCCCCGUGGCGUCGCUGGGCGCCAUGACCGGCGUCGCCGAGACCGUCCAGUUCCGCGUCUUCUACCCGACCGAGAAGCCGGCCGAGAGGCCCAUAUCGGCGCAGCCGGCGAGCAGCUGGUGGGGCAGCAAGUGCGAUAAGAAGACCGCCACCGCCGCUGUGGACCCAGCAGCGCAGGAGGAGAAACUCUCAGAGCCGGUGAACCCAGCGACGGGCGGUGCGAAGCCGGUGAGAUGGCUGCCGGAGCCGCAUCAGAGGGAGUAUCUCAGCGCCUAUGCACGCUUCCUCGGCGCCAGCUCCGGCUUUGCAGAGAUUGUGUCAUACGGCGGCCGACUGCUGCACUACAUCACCCUCCCCGUGAUCGCCGAUGCCCCGCUGCUCGCAAAACCACUGGACCACCGCUUCCCAACCAUGCUCUUCUCCCACGGCCUCGGCGGCACGCGCCUAGCCUACUCCCACAUCUGCGGGUCACUGGCCUCGUACGGCAUCGUGGUCGUCGCGCCCGAACACCGCGACGGCAGCGCCCCCGUCAGCUUCGUCAAGUCGCCCGGCGCACCCGAAGCCGAGCUCUCCGGCAGCAAGCCCGAGAGCGGCGAGCCGGGGAUCAACGACACCGCCAACACCCCGCCGAAGGAUGCGAAUGGCAGGUCCCAGGUGGACUACAUCACGCACCCCCACCACCCCUCGGAAGAGACCGCGAGCGGGCGCAACGCCCAGCUCGAGAUCCGCAUGCGCGAGGUCAGCCUGAUCUACACGGCGCUGUGCAAGCUCGACCGCGGCAUCCUGCCGGCACACUGCAGCAUCUCCACCGCCGGCGACGCCGGGAGGGACCUCCUCGGAACGUUUAAAGACCGCCUCGACAUCCGCACGCCCGGCCGCCUCAUCUGGGCCGGCCACUCGUUCGGCGCAUCGACAAUGUUCCAGCUCAUCAAGACCGUCGCCACCCCGCCCUCCACAAACCCCGACUUUGCCCCCCUCUUCACACCGCCGCCCGCCGACGACGACGUCCUCCCGCUGAAGGCCCAGAUCACGCCCGACUCGCCCCUCAUGCUCUUGGACCUCUGGUGUCUGCCGCUGCUCGGAAAACGCACCAGCGCCCUCUUCAAGCACCCGCUCCCGCAGAUCGCAGCGGAUAAGGGCCGCAACGUCCUCGUCGUCAUGUCCGAGGAGUUCUGGAAAUGGAAAGAGAACCUCAAUGGCGUGCGGCGCGUGCUCUCGCAUGAUCCGGGCCGCAGGCGCGGGACAGAGCACCAUAAGUGGUUCGAGCAGUGGGACGAGCACCUCGCGUCGUUGGAGUCGGCGUCGCUGGAGGUCGGCGGCCAGAUUGUGGCGCCGCAGGGCGUGACGCCGACGCCGACGAGGCCGGCGAGUGUGGCCGGGAGGGAGCAGCCGAGGUUCUUUUACGCGCUGAGGAGCGCGCAUUUGUCGCAGAGUGAUUUUGGCGUGCUGUUUCCGAGGGCGAUUAGGAAGGCGGAGGGGCCGGAGAGGAUAUUGGAGCUGAAUGUGAGGGCCGCGGUGCAGUGGUUGAGGGAUGCGGGGUAUGCGGGGGUGUUGGGCGGGUAUGAAGAGGAGAUGGGUACGGAUGAAGCGAUUUUUGAGGGUGAGGUGGAGGGGUGGGCGAGGAUUGGGUUGGAGGAGGUGGAGGCGGCAGUGGACGGGGUGCAGGAGGGGGUGGUGGAGGGGAAGGACUAG